Lactuca sativa (garden lettuce) is the source of this 1514-nucleotide messenger RNA. Its product is annotated as glucan endo-1,3-beta-glucosidase 14. Gene Ontology annotation, biological process: carbohydrate metabolic process. Gene Ontology annotation, molecular function: hydrolase activity, hydrolyzing O-glycosyl compounds. Lineage: Eukaryota; Viridiplantae; Streptophyta; Magnoliopsida; Asterales; Asteraceae. The record is from RefSeq and is a predicted model, not a curated record.
UAAAACCGCCCCCAUUGAAUUCGAAUCGCCUGUUACACCUCCAAUUUUCGCCGGAGACACUUCAUCAGACGGAGGAGCACGGCUGAGAGCGGCGGAAGCUGCAAAUCUCAUUUCCAAUGACCGCUAUACUCUGUACACUUCUUCUCCUCAUUUUCUCAAAAUCAUUCAUCGGAACUUUCAGUCUCGGGGUCGGAAUCAAUUACGGACAAAUUGCGAACAAUCUUCCAUCUCCUUCACGAGUCUCCAUCCUCCUCGGAUCUUUAAACAUCAGCAGAGUAAAACUAUACGAUGCUGACCCAAAUGUUCUAACAGCAUUCGCGAACACAAACAUCGAAUUCAUCAUAGGUUUAGGCAACGAAUAUCUUCAAAAAAUGCAAGAUCCACAACAAGCCCAAAUCUGGAUUCAACAAAAGGUACAACCCUACAUUUCACAAACCAAAAUCACAUGUAUCACAGUCGGAAACGAAGUCUUAGGAGGCCCAGAUCCUCAAUUACCAUCCUAUCUUCUCCCCGCCAUGAAAGCCAUGUAUCAAGCUUUAGUCAACUUAGGUCUAAGCUCUCAAGUCUACGUCACCACAGCUCAUUCUCUCCAAAUCUUGAAAACAUCAUUCCCCCCUUCAAAUGGCGCAUUUCGCGAUGAAUAUGUCCAAUACAUUCAACCGAUUUUAAGCUUCCAUGCACAGAGUAACUCGCCAUUUUUGAUCAAUGCGUAUCCUUACUUCGCUUACAAAAACGACCCUAAAAACGUUCCGAUUGAAUACUUGCUUUUUGAGCCGAAUUCUGGAACUGUAGAUCCGAAUACGAAUUUGAAAUAUGAUAACAUGUUGUAUGCUCAAAUCGAUGCGGUUUAUGCGGGGAUGAAAUCAUUGGGUCAUAGUGAUGUUCAAGUAAGGAUUUCUGAAACUGGGUGGCCUUCAAGAGGUGAUGACGAUGAACCAGGGGCAACAGUUGGAAAUGCGGGAAUUUAUAAUAGAAAUUUGUUGCAAAGAAUGCAAGAGGGACAAGGGACACCUGCCCACCCUUCACAAAAGAUUGAUAUUUACGUUUUUGCCCUUUUCAAUGAGAAUAUGAAACCCGGUCCAACUUCUGAGAGGAACUAUGGAUUGUAUUAUCCGGAUGGUACUCCGGUUUAUAAUCUUGGUGUUCAAGGGUAUCUUCCUAUAAUGGAUUAUUCGUCUUCCGGGGAAAAUGGGUUUUGUGUCUUUAGGUUGGUUGUUAUGUUCGUUGGAUUGGUGGUAGUAUUUGGUUGAAAGAUGGAUGGUUUCACUAACUUUACAUAGAAAGGUGAAAAUUCCAUAAAAGGGUUGUCAUAUAAAGGAGAAUGUAUGAUUGGAUAAUUUAUCACUUAUGUCAUCAUCUAACACUGAAGACGACCAAGAUCCACAAUGCGAAUGCUUUAGUGGUCGAUGUUACAAAAUAGUAAUUUACCAAAAUGUAUUUAGCAAUUUCUGUAAAAUACAUAGGAAAUUUAUCAAAAAUAUUUAUUAACAAUAAAAUUUACAUUUUUAAGGAAA